Molecule: messenger RNA, 1297 nt
Organism: Orbicella faveolata
Lineage: Eukaryota; Metazoa; Cnidaria; Anthozoa; Scleractinia; Merulinidae
Molecular function (GO): calcium ion binding
Source: RefSeq, a predicted model, not a curated record
UCGUGUCAUGUUGAUUAAUUCACCUUCACAUUUCAUUACCGAGCUUAAAAUUCACCAUCAUAAAUAACUUAUCAACACAUUUAGCAAUUUAUCCACGUGGGAAAGCCUGUCGGCGUAUGCUUGGUGAUCAUUUGUUGGUGUGUGAAGCUAAGACCAACAAAAAGAAAAAAACAUAACCACUAAUAGACAGGAAAUUCAAUUCGAUAGGUUGUUACACAACAUGGCUGCCCACCCGUUGGCACAUUUGCGUAAUUAAGGGACCCAAAUAUCAAUCAAACUGAAAUGACCAAUCGUAGCACCGUAUCACCACCAACAAAUUCUACUUUAAUUUGAUCAGCAUACGCCAUUCGUUUAAAUCUUGUUAGCAAUGGAAGCCAAACGCGCUCUGUUAUUUUUCCUCUUUCAAGGGACUAUAUUCAGCACGAUUUUCGCUGCCGAUGAAGAUUCCACAUCUCAUUCAGGGUACUUCAUAACACGGGGAAAUAAGCGGCUUACAGGACACGUUGUAAAACAGUUUGAGUCUUCAAGUUUAAUGUCUUGCAGCCAGUCGUGUUUGAGAAACGCAUGGUGCAGUUCCACAAACUUCAAGGUGUCUUCCAAGAAGGAAGGCAAAGGAACGUGUGAACUCAACAAGCACGAUAACACGCUGUUCAACGAAAACACCGAGUUAAAUGUUCAGCAGGGGGUUACAUUCUCAGUGCUUCUGAAGGGCUGUUUAAUGACAGGCUGUGCAAAGGGUGGUUCUUGUGUGUCCAACGAGGAGCAACAAACCUAUUCGUGUGUGUGCAAAAAGCCAUGGACUGGAGAAAAGUGUGAAGUUGAAAUGGAAACGCCUAAAUGCGCUGGUAAUCCUUGUAAAAACUAUGGAAGCUGCAUCGAGGGAGAGAAUGGAUACAACUGCACUUGCGCGCCGGGAUUUAGCGGGACACACUGUAAAAUAGACAUUGAUGACUGUGCAAGUAAGCCGUGUAAGAACAACGCGACCUGCACUGACCGAGUGAAUGGAUACAACUGCAGCUGCGCGCCAGGUUUUAAUGGGACACAGUGUGAAUUAGAAGUUGGGAUGCCGUGUGUAAAAGCAUACCGACUGAUAUUUCCAAGGAAAACCGUUGAGAAUUACGCCAUCAAAGGAAAUGCAGUUGGAUCCAACCUCACCGCAUUCACAUUAUGCUUUUUCGUUAAGCCGAACUACACGGCCCCAUAUGGUGCGCAGUGCUUGUACAGCUAUGCAACCCCUGGAGUUGACAAUGCAAUAUACGUUUGCCUUACUGAUCCGAAAAUCGACCUCCAUGUUGGA